Molecule: messenger RNA, 1545 nt
Organism: Penicillium canariense
Lineage: Eukaryota; Fungi; Ascomycota; Eurotiomycetes; Eurotiales; Aspergillaceae
Product: dihydroorotate dehydrogenase 2
Exons: 2
Coding region: 1-1545 (514 amino acids)
Biological process (GO): pyrimidine ribonucleotide biosynthetic process; 'de novo' pyrimidine nucleobase biosynthetic process
Cellular component (GO): cytoplasm; mitochondrial inner membrane
Molecular function (GO): dihydroorotate dehydrogenase activity
Source: RefSeq, a predicted model, not a curated record
AUGUCAUCGAGUGCCGCCCCAAUCGCCUGGCGUGCGAACCUCCGGGCCCGCGCGCUCCCUGCAUCCCAAUGGUCUCGACGGCCGUCGGCGCUGCUGCCAAAGCGGGCCGAGCGUUGUCCCGGCGCUGUGAGAUAUGCUUCGGAGUCGGCGCCGGCGCAGAGUGCGGCUGCUGAGACUGUGAAGGAGGCGUCCAAGGAGAUCCCCAAGAAGGCCGGUCGCGGGUCCCGCAAGGCUUUGUAUGGCACAUCUCUGGCGGUCGUGCUGUUGGUGGGAUAUAUUUAUGGGACGGAUACCCGGGCGAGCAUUCACCAAUAUGCCGUUGUGCCUCUUAUUCGAUUGCUGUACCCGGAUGCGGAGGAUGCGCAUCAUGUUGGUGUAGACAAUCUGAAGCUCCUCUACCGGUACGGCCUUCACCCCCGCGAACGGGGUAACCCGGACAGCGAUGGUGCUCUGGCUACAGAGGUUUUCGGAUACACUCUCUCCAACCCCAUUGGUAUCUCUGCCGGUCUUGACAAGCACGCUGAUAUCCCCGAUGCCCUGCUCGACAUUGGCCCAGCUGUCGUCGAGGUCGGCGGCACUACGCCUCUCCCCCAGGAGGGUAACCCCAAGCCCCGGGUCUUCCGUCUUCCAUCGCAGCACGCCAUGAUCAACCGCUACGGCCUCAACUCUAAGGGCGCGGACCACAUGGCCGCCGUGCUGAAGCAGCGCGUGCGCGACUUUGCCUACGCCGCCGGCUUCGGCGACCACGACUUCGCUGAGCAGCGCGUCCUAGACGGUGAAGCCAACGUUCCUCCCGGCAGCCUGGUCCCGGGCAAGCUGCUCGCCGUGCAGGUUGCGAAGAACAAGCUUACUCCAGACGGCGAUAUCGAAGCCAUCAAGCGGGACUACGUCUACUGCGUCGACCGCGUCGCGCGCUACGCCGAUAUCCUCGUCGUGAACGUCUCCAGCCCCAACACGCCCGGCCUGCGCGACCUGCAAGCUGCGGCCCCGCUAACCGCGAUCCUGACGGCCGUCGUCGGCGCCGCUCAGAACGUCGACCGCAAGACCAAGCCCUACGUGAUGGUCAAGGUCAGCCCGGACGAGGAUUCAAAUGAGCAGAUCUCCGGAAUCUGCGAGGCGGUUUGGAACUCCGGCGUAGACGGCGUCAUCGUCGGCAACACGACCAACCGCCGGCCCGAGCCCCUGCCCAAGGGCUUCGUCCUCCCGGCCAAGGAGCAGCAGACUCUCAAGGAGACCGGCGGCUACUCGGGCCCGCAGCUGUUUGACCGCUCUGUCGCGCUCGUCGGCCGCUACCGCGCCAUGCUGGACCAGGGUCCUCCCUCGCAGACUGGCUCUGCGGAGGGCGAGAACGCGCCCGUCGAUGCGGCGAGCCUCCCACGAAAGGUGAUCUUUGCCUCCGGCGGCAUCACGAACGGCCGGGAGGCGCAGAAGGCAUUGGAGGCGGGUGCCUCGGUCGCGAUGAUGUAUACGGGCCUGGUGUAUGGCGGUGUUGGGACGGUCACGCGGGUGAAGCAGGAGCUGCGCGAGGAGCUGCAGAGGAAAUGA